This is a messenger RNA of Podarcis muralis (Common wall lizard), 4710 nucleotides long. Lineage: Eukaryota; Metazoa; Chordata; Lepidosauria; Squamata; Lacertidae. The record is from RefSeq and is a predicted model, not a curated record.
UCAAAACAUUUAUAUUUGUUUAUCUGUCUAGAAUGCACUUCUCUUUGUCAAUCAACAUACUUUCCUCCUCUAGCAAACCAUUUCUUGAUGAUCCAAAUCUAGUUUAUGCCCCUUCUGUCCCCUGAUUCUUCCCUGUCCUGUCCCUAAUAUCCAUUUGGCAAACCCUAACCUCUUCUUGUCCACCACAUUUUUUUGUUUAGCUAUUGUAGAGUGCAGGUCCUCUGGAAAAGGACCAAGCUCCAUGUGGGUCCCAGGGUGUGCUCUGAAAGAUGCAGAAAUCUUGUGGAAGCAAAUCUGGCUGAUGUGAAUAGAAUACCAUCUGGGAACGCUAGGCAUGCUUCCCUGAGCUCUCUGGGAGGAAGGUGGGAUAUACGGUAAAUGAAAUAAAUAUGUGUGAAGUAGUGUUAGUGCUAGCUGUAGAAGGCAUUCAUUACACAAUAACACAAUCUUCUCCAUCACAUUUUUUAAAGAUCUGCUCACAUCAACUCUAGCCCAUGGAAUAGAUGAAGUGGUGAUAUGAAUGACCCAAAACCAGACACAAAGACUGACCAAAGAGGCGACUCAAAGGGUAGCUCCAAAGGAGACCAAAAGACUGAUCACAAGGGUGACCAAAAGGCUGACCAGAAGCCCAGCCCAAGGGCCUCCCCAGUGAAAAGUGUAGACUAUGCACAAAUCAAAGCCAAGGCACCAAGAGUUCUGGCAGACAUGGUACAAAUGCUUAUCCUUUGGCGGAAAAUGGGCUUCCAUGUGCCACGAGGGGUCAAGAAUAUCUUUGAGUUUACAUGGGAUGAGCUCCUGGUGACACCACCGAGAAAAUCAUUUGCUGGUUUAUAUUGUCCUGUGGUCAAGUUUGCUUCCACGGAGGACGCUGAUAUUUCCUCCACUCCUACUUCAAGAGCUCAGAAGGUGGGUCCAACACCCUCAAGGUUAAAAGCGAAUUAUGUGACCCCUUCAUCUGAAGACCAACAGAUGCUUCUCAAAUUCCAAAAACGGUCUGUCCAUCUCCUCACUGAACUCUUGAAGAUGAAGAUGAAACUAAUGAUUGAAGCAGCUGCUGGCCCCAGUGUUGAGGAGAUUGCAAGGAGGUUUUUGGAAGGUGGCCAAAAUCUGAUCCCGAAAACACGUGAAGAUGCAGCUGAAUUCACACCCAAAGAACCUAGGAGGAGAGGACGUGGUAUGGCACCAAUACUUCCAGCGAUUCCUAUUUCUUCCACCACCCAGCUUAUACAGCAAAUGUCAAUGAACUGUCUUUGCUUUCAGUUGUCUAUGAAAGACACCAAGCCGCAAAAGAGCGCAGGAAGACUUUAGGAGAGUUCUUUCCAUAUAUAUAUAUAUAUGUAUGUAUGUUUUCCAGGUAAAGCUUAUGAUGAGAGACUUGACCCGUGUCCUGAAGCUAGGGAGUUGCUCCGAGAAAUUUGCCGGACUAUAGCGGAAGAGAGGAAUGCAGCCAUAACAAAAGGCCAUACGAGGCCCCUAAUCCUGAGAAAUUACAUGACAAUCCACAGAUCACCGUCUCAGGCCUUGAAAAGGGCUUCAGUGUCCCUAAUAGCUACUGAGGUCCGGCGUAUGAAAGGGAAGAAGUUAUUCUUUUCCUUUCCUGAUGGAACAUCCCUGAUAUUUUACCCAUCAGGAAGUGUUGCUGUCUACCAGUUUCCCAUAUGCUGUGUAGGAAAAACCAUCACCCUUCUGUUUCAGGAUGCUCCUAGUCAAACGCUUCUAGGUACAAUUACGUCUCAGGGUCAUUCGUGGAUACGCUAUUGCUUUAAGGCCAGCUGUUCAAUAGCACUGAUGAUGAAUAAUGAAGGAGGGAGCAUUAGAGACAAGGAUGGCUAUUUAACCCAGCACUGGAGCUGGUAUUCCAAAAACCAGAUUCUGCAGUCGUUGGACUAUCAGAUAAAUGAACAGCUAAAACUCAAGGUUGUUAAUCAAAAUUCAAUGACAAUUACCUUCACCGAACAAAGUGAAAGCAUCACCUUGUCUUUGGUAAGAGAGGGAUGCACACAUAGAUCCAAAUCUGAUAGGCAGCCAACUGGGAAAAGCACAGAUAGUGGUGACCAGGAAGGACAAUGGGUCAGAGCCUUAACAGAGAUUAAGAAGAGGUUUGAGAAGAUAGUGAGACAAUUUAUAAAUGGCAUUUUGAUGGUCUCAGGGAUAUGUUGUGUAGACUAUCCAAUUGACCUUGCCCCUUCAAAGCAAGUGAAGUUUUUGUUAAAGGAACCAGUACUUCUGGCCUGGGAUCGAGUUGAUACCAGACCUUUGGCCGCUAAACGGAGAUCAGUUGUCAAGCCAUAUCUUACACGGAAUCUUGCCUUUGAUAAGCCUUUCAGGGGGAAACAUAGGCCUCCUUCAAGGAGCAAAGGAGAGGUGUCUGCAGCUAAGGAUGCAGUUCGUCCACCAGAACCUUGGGCAAUUUCUCUUGCUGACUGUCCGGUCGUGCUACACAAAAUUAUGUCUAAAGUUGGAGAUGAUUUAUGCUGCAGGUGUGUGGUGAAGAUCCCAUUGAUUACAGACUUGGAAUUUGAAAAGUUUAUUACUGCCCCAAGAGACCCUGAUCAGGUCAUUGUGAUCUGUGUGAUCUCGCCUCAAGAUCAUUCCUACUCCCCUUUCUUUGAGUGGUCCAUCGAAAAUCUGUACAUACAAAUGCAACAUGGCCGUCCCUCACCUUGUAUUCAGUGCAAGCAUGAUCCCUUCCGCUUCCUGAGAUAUGAUCUUGAGUGCCCUCUAAACAAAAAUCCUCCUCUGCUGGUGCAGAAGCAUGCCGUUGUUCCUGGAAUGGUGGUAAUGUAUGCUGGAGGGAAGCCAGUCUUUGGGGGCUGUGUUUUCAACGGAUACAGCUUCAGCAAGAAAGACCUGCUGAAGCAGAUCAACCAAGUUUGCCUUGACUGCAAGAUGGGCCACUUCCUGCCACAGAGCUUCAAAUUUAGUCCCACUUUCGAAGAUCCAAAGAAGGUCUCUGUCCCUGCCUUGGAAAGUUUUUAUAGUGAGCCUUUGCCUCUGGAAGAGCCCGUUCGCGAGCAGCAGAAAGAGACAGAGAAGUCAAAACGUGGAAAGAAAAAAGCAAAGAAAUAGCAUACUGAGACUGGAAAGAUUUUUUGUUGUUGUUGACAUUGUGUAUAUAGAUAUAUAUAUAGUAUCACACACACUUAAUGUACCCAUAUAGAUGCAGCUAACUAUAUUUUAUUCAUUAUGAAGAAAGAGCCCACAAUGGACAGCCUUGGUUUCUUUCAUUCCAUACAGAAGGUUGCCUUUCUAAAACAUAUGGAAAUCACUUCUCCAAACAGGCAGUGAGAGUUCUUGCAGUAAUCAUUUGCAUCAAAUGUCUGGUUUCCCUGUGUACCAAAGUCCCAACACUUUGAAAUGGAAGCAAAGUCAGAGUGGUAUCAUCCAAAUUUGGAAUAUGUAAGACAAAAGGGCAGGAGGGGAGGUUCCUCAGGAUGACAAGGGAAUGGAGGAGAUGAGCCAAAACCAGGAAAGUGAGAUAUCAGUUUUAAUGUUAGCUAGAAGUGAAUUUACCUUCUUAGUUUUCCAUUUACAUGUGAGGAAGAAGGAACUACAAUAGCGUGGACUUGGCCCAGCUGAAAUUUAGGGUACGGUAUUCAUUUUCACAAGAAGAGAUCAGUGUUAGUAUCCUCCCCCACAUGCUAUUCUUCUGCGUGCCAUGAGGGUCCCUCUCCUCCCCCCCCCAAAGCAUUCAGACAUGAGCUCCCCUCCACCACCUUCCCUGUCACAGCCUAAAAUGUUACAAUUUAGGGAAAAUAUCACUCAAUUCUGCUCUGAAUGUUCCACAUGCAUGUGGCUCUCAGAUGGUAAAUGAGAAUAAGCUGUGCCAAUUUCACAUUAGACCAAGCUCAGGUGAGCCAAAGCUGCUUCAUUCGAGAAACUACAGAAGGAUUCCUGUGGAAACACAACAGCAUGGAGUAGAAUUGUCAUAUGUCUGUAAACUUCUUAGUUGCCUAUAACCUCUUUCCUGCAUUAUAUUAAAAGUAACAUGUUUAUCAAGUGGGUGGAAGCAUCAUUGGGAGGCCAGAGCUUCUGAAAACCCUUGAGAGUCAUGAGUGAGACUAGGUCAGGUGCCUUUCAGCCUGGAGCUGCAACCAUAGAAUCAUAGAAUUGUAGAGUUGGAAGGGACCCAAAAUGGUCAUCUAGUCCAGCCCCAGAAAUGCAUUAAUCACACCUGAAGAAUCCCUGAAAGAUGGCCAUCCAGCCUCUGUUUAAAAACCUCCAAUGAAGGAGCGACCACCACCUACUGAUGCAGUCUGUUCCACUGUCAAACAACAGCUACCACCAGGAAGUUCUUCCUAAUCUUGGAAUCGUAUUGGCUACACCAGACCUUCAAUAACUGGUAGUAGUUCUCCAGACUGAGUGAAUGAGCAGUAAAAUGGCAAAUGCAAUUCAAUGAAAACAAGUGUAAAGUGAUGCAUGUUGGAUCAAAACAAUCUUAAUUUCACAUCACAUUCAUGGGGUCUGCACUAGAGGGAGCGGACCAGGAGUGAGGUCUUGGGGUCAUAGUAGAUCGCUUAAUGAAGAUGCUGAUGUAGUUUGUGGCUGCCAUGAAAAAGUCACAUUACAGGCUAGGGGUCUUUAGGAAAAGAACUGAAAAUAGUACUGUGUUCAGUUCUGAUAACCUAUGAAGAAAGGUUCCAGUUGCUGAGACUUUUUAGUUUAGAGAAAAGGUAAGAGGUGACACGACAGAAGUUUAUUAAAUUAUGC